GGUGCCUUGCGAGAGUUUUUAUCGGGAGCAGCUUUCCUGGUCUCGGCGCCCCCGAGAUGAACGCGAGAGUGAGACUGAGCCUCUCGAGCCUCCUGCUCUGUCAGCGCCUCCUCGCCGCCGCCACCGCCGCCGCUCACCUUUCCAACCAGGUCGUGCUGCUAGACACAACAGCUGCACUGGGAGAGCUGGGAUGGAAGGCAUAUCCAUUGAAUGGGUGGGAUGCUAUACCAGAAAUGGAUGAAUACAACAGACCGAUUCAUACCUAUCAAGUCUGCAAUGUGAUGGAGCCGAAUCAGAACAACUGGCUACGGACUAACUGGAUAUCCCGCGAAGCAGCUCAGAAAGUCUAUGUUGAAUUGAAGUUCACUUUGAGGGAUUGCAACAGCAUCCCCUGGGUCCUGGGAACCUGCAAAGAAACAUUCAAUCUGUAUUACAUGGAAGCAGAUGAGUCUCAUGGAAUUAAAUUCAGACAAAACCAAUACACCAAAAUUGAUACAAUUGCAGCUGAUGAAAGUUUUACUCAGAUGGACCUGGGAGAUCGUAUACUUAAACUAAACACUGAGAUUCGCGAAGUUGGGCCAAUAACCAAAAAAGGAUUUUAUCUUGCUUUCCAGGAUAUUGGAGCCUGUAUUGCUCUUGUCUCUGUCCGUGUGUACUAUAAAAAGUGCCCAUUUACAUUCCGUAGCUUGGCGAUGUUUCCUGACACGAUCCCCAGAGUUGAUUCUUCCUCCCUUGUAGAAGUUCGCGGUUCCUGUAUAACGAACGCAGAGGAAAGAGAUACCCCAAAACUUUACUGUGGUGCAGAUGGAGACUGGCUGGUUCCUUUGGGAAGAUGUGUCUGCAGCAUUGGCUAUGAGGAACUUGAUGGAGCCUGCCAUGCUUGUAGGCCUGGAUUCUACAAAGCCUUUGGUGGAAACAUCAAGUGCUCCAAAUGCCCUCCACACAGCUUCACUCACGAAGAUGCCUCCGCAGUGUGUCGAUGUGAGAAAGGGUACUUCAGGGCAGAGAAAGACCCACCCACCAUGGCUUGUACCAGACCUCCUUCUGUCCCUCGAAAUGUCAUUUUCAACAUUAAUGAGUCAGCGCUAAUCCUAGAAUGGAGUCCACCAAUCGAUACAGGGGGAAGGAAGGAUCUCAGCUACAAUGUCAUCUGUAAGAGGUGUGGCUUAGGCCCUAAGAGGUGCGAGCCCUGUGGAGGAGGCUUGCGUUUUUUACCUCAAAACACAGGUCUGAAAAACACCUCAGUGGCAGUCGUUGACUUUCUUGCCCACAUGAACUACACCUUUGAGAUUCAGUCAGUGAGUGGUGUCUCCGACAUCAGCAUGCUUGCCAGGCAGUUUGCCAUAAUCAACGUUACAACAAAUCAAGCUGCUCCCUCGCUGAUUGGGUUUGUGAGGAAAGAUUGGGCCUCUCAGAACAGCAUUGCUCUGUCAUGGCAGGAGCCUGAGUAUCCAAAUGGAAUCAUUCUGGACUAUGAAAUAAAAUACUACGAAAAAGAACAUGAACAGCUCAGCUACUCCUCCACACGGUCCAAAGCUUCCAGUGCAAUUAUUAAUGGCCUGAAGCAUGCUACGAAAUAUGUGUUUCAGAUCCGUGCCAGGACUGCAGCUGGAUACGGUAGUUACAGUCAGAAGGCAGAGUUUGAAACCGGAGAUGAAUCAUCUGAUAUUGCCACAGAACAAGGCCAGGUUUUGGUCAUAGCGACUGCUGCAGUUGGAGGAUUUACUCUUCUGGUCAUCCUUACCUUGUUCUUCUUAAUCACUGGAAGGAUUCAAACAAUUAGGAAUUGGCAUUUACCAGCAUUUUUCAGCACUGAAAGAAGCCGGUGCCACUGGUAUAUUAAAGCAAAAAUGAAGUCUGAGGAAAAAAGGAGAACACAUUUCCAAAAUGGACACAUCAGAUUUCCAGGGAUGAGAACAUACAUUGAUCCUGAUACUUAUGAAGACCCAUCUCAAGCAGUGCAUGAAUUUGCGAAAGAAAUAGAUCCCUCCAGAAUUCGCAUAGAGAGAGUGAUUGGAGCAGGAGAAUUUGGUGAAGUGUGCAGUGGUCGACUGAAGAUACCUGGAAAGAGGGAGAUUCCUGUGGCUAUUAAGACACUAAAAGGAGGUUAUAUGGAUCGUCAACGAAGGGAUUUCCUCAGGGAAGCGAGCAUCAUGGGCCAGUUUGACCACCCAAACAUUGUCCGUUUGGAGGGAGUCGUAACAAAAAGUAUUGCACUUUUCUUACACCUAUGUAGACCAGUGAUGAUUGUGGUGGAAUACAUGGAAAAUGGAUCCCUGGACUCAUUCCUGAGGAAACAUGAUGGACAUUUCACAGUUAUUCAACUAGUAGGCAUGCUUCGAGGCAUAGCUUCCGGCAUGAAAUACCUCUCGGAUAUGGGCUACGUCCACCGGGAUCUGGCAGCUCGCAACAUCCUUGUCAACAGUAAUCUUGUCUGCAAAGUGUCGGACUUUGGUCUCUCCAGAGUCCUUGAAGAUGAUCCUGAAGCUGCGUAUACAACAACCGGUGGAAAAAUUCCUAUUCGAUGGACUGCUCCUGAAGCAAUAGCCUACAGGAAGUUUUCUUCAGCCAGUGAUGUGUGGAGUUACGGGAUUGUGAUGUGGGAAGUGAUGUCAUACGGUGAGAGGCCUUACUGGGAGAUGUCUAAUCAAGAUGUCAUUUUAUCCAUAGAAGAGGGCUAUCGACUGCCUGCUCCCAUGGGGUGCCCAGCCACCCUUCAUCAGCUCAUGCUCCACUGCUGGCAAAAAGAAAGGAAUCACAGACCCAAAUUUACUGAAAUUGUCACUUUCUUGGAUAAGGUGAUUCGCAAUCCAAGCAGCCUUCAGAUCCUGGUGGAAGAGAUGAAUGGAUUACCUGAGUCUCCGGGAGAUGCCCCUGAAUUCCCAUUGUUUGUCUCAGUAAAUGAUUGGCUGGAUUCAAUCAAGAUGGAGCAGUACAAGAACAAUUUCAUGGCAGCGGGCUUCAUAAGUCUGGAUGCCGUCACAAGGAUGACCAUUGAUGAUGUGAGGAGAAUCGGGGUCACGUUAAUAGGACAUCAGAGACGAAUAGUCAGCAGUAUACAGACUUUGAGGUUGCACAUGUUUCACAUACAGGAGAAAGGAUUCCAUGUGUAA
Messenger RNA from Callorhinchus milii (elephant shark), 3113 nucleotides. RefSeq names its product eph receptor A6 (gene epha6). Lineage: Eukaryota; Metazoa; Chordata; Chondrichthyes; Chimaeriformes; Callorhinchidae. The transcript has 18 exons. The record is from RefSeq and is a predicted model, not a curated record. Bases 57 to 3113 code for a protein of 1018 amino acids. Gene Ontology annotation, molecular function: protein binding; transmembrane-ephrin receptor activity; ATP binding. Gene Ontology annotation, cellular component: plasma membrane; neuron projection. Gene Ontology annotation, biological process: axon guidance; cell surface receptor protein tyrosine kinase signaling pathway; protein phosphorylation.